GUGAAAGUAGAACUUGUAAAUAUAAUAACUUCCGGUUGAAAGUCGAGUGUGAAGAUCGUAGCUAACACAGCGUAACAAAUUUCCUAAAUACAUUAGGACCUGAACAUGUUUGGGGCAGACCUUCCGUACAACAUGUACAUACAGGAAGAAGAGUCCAAGGUCAACGACGGCUGGAACUUUGACCUUGAGGACUACCUGGCCCCCCACAGUCAGGUGCCCCACCCCUGGAACCGACAGACCGCGGGAGAGUCACACUUAGAUAUGGACUUCAUACUUGUGGCAGAGUUUUCUGAACUAGAAGGACCAAGAGAGGUGUUGACAAUUCCAAGAGGAGGGUCUAGUAAUUUCAACAUCACAGAUUUCUCUGUCAGAAUUAUGUCCCUUGAUCACCAGACCACAACUAAGCAAGGUUUCCAUCUUAUAGAUGAUUCUCAAGUCACAUUUUCUGAGAUCAAAGACAGCGUGUUUGCCUUUGUUCACCAUUUUGCUUUGUAUGACCGCCAUGCUCGUGGCUAUGUCCGACCCUUUGCCAUCAGCUACAUUACCCCCGAUAGCAGAAAAUUGCUUCAGUUUUAUGAAGAAAUUAGCCAGCAGAUGAAGAAGGUUGUGAGGUACUUGAAAUACGGAAAUAAACUGGUGUUUAAGAAUAGCUUAGAAAUGCAUCUGAUGGACCUCCACUAUACAAAAGCUGAGAUGCUGUUAAGGAUGAGAUCACGGAAAUCUUCGCACCAAGUGAGCGAUGAAGAUGUCUGCUACAAGAAUCUUAGAACUCUGGAGGCCAAUAUCACAGAGACGCAGAAUGUCCUUCACACCAUCAAACUAUCACUGGUGGAUAAAAAAUUAGAGCACAGGUUUGCGCGUCUUGAAGAGAAGGCAAAAAUUGAAACACCACGAGUGAAGUCUGAUUCCUGGAGCCUCCAAGAGUGGGAGGAGAUAGAGGCCACAUACUCUGUCUCCAAUGUAUCAGGUUCCUAUGACGGAUCCACUUUAUCUGACAAUACCACAGGGUGGACUCUCUUCCCAGACACCAGAUACUACAGGCCCAAGACUGUGAAGAUUUCCUCUGGACGUCAGUUUGAUAUCCAUCUGCAAGGCCUGCAUGAACUGUGUUCCUGGGGUCAUAGAGAAGGAAUGCAGAAACUGAGGCAUUUAUACCAGUUCUUCAAGAGAGAUAUGGCUGUCCUUCAAGUUGAAAGUAAUGACAAGACUUUCAUAGAUCCAGGUCCCUCUGCCCUGUACUUUGGGGAGGAUUGCAUUGGAGUCAAUCUUCUGACUGGUGUAGACAAAAAAUGUAUGGGCUGCCACUGUCUUCAAGCUGAUAUACCAGGACUGCUCUUCAACAAAUGCUCAUCUAUUGAGUCCCUGAGCUUCAAAUCAGCAGCCAGCUCAUUCCGCUCCGUGAAUGAUGAUGACGCCGAGUCCAUGAAGUCAGCCAUUAGUGCAACAGGAUCCCCAGUAGUGAAUUUUGGUCUUUACAAUGAAAAUGAUGUGCCAAAUACCUUUGAGCUUGAAAAAGACAGUAUAGACUUGUACUCAAAUAAUGAAUUCAUCCGACACCUGACUUUCAAAAUACAACAACUAGACAUUGACAUUUCUAAAGAUGAACCCAUGGGGUCCAUUGAGAAUGCAGAAGAUAGUACAACCAUUGACAAUGUGAAGAAGUUUGUUGAAAGCUGUGGGGAUGGAAACAAAGAGAGGAGUCUGGAUGACGUUGAAAAGUCAGAAAAAGGCAACGGUGCUAUAUCAGAAAUGGUGGUGUCAACUUCCACUCUUCUUGGGGAAGACUUUGAGGAAAGAAGCAGUGGAACUUCUGAUCAUGAAGACUUUACAUGUGAAUGUGAUCUCAGUGAUGUAGAGACUGAAGGCAUGAGAGAUAGGCUACACACAUUGACUGCUGAAAAUGUAGGUCAGCUGGAGUAUGAAAAAGAGGCAAAGAAUGAAAAGGAGGCUGGAAGCAUAAAGAUUGCUCCUGAAAUAGAGAAGACCUCUGUGUUAGCACAAUCCAUAAAAAAUGAAUCCAUGCUUGAAAGAGAUUCAGAGGGCAUGACCAGCUACUACUUAAUCAGGCAAAACAUUGAAAACCUGAUUCCUGUUGACUUUGACUCACCAGAACAGGAAUCCACCCUUUUUACUCCCAACGCAGACAAUAAUUCCCCAGAUGCAGAUAAUUUGGCUUGUGGGUUUGGGAUUUUACACAUCAUGACAAAGUAUGCCAGUAUCAAGCAUGUGAUAUACUCUAUUCUGAUUGGUCGAUCUGUAAUCGUUGUGGGGACACCUGAUUUGGAAGGAGAGGUCAAGAACAUUGUUAAUGCUCUGAAAAUAUUCCUAACCUCAUAUCACAGGAAUCACAAAAGUUUUAUUCCAUGGACCAAAUGUCUACCCAGUUUAUAUAAGAUGACAGACCUAAAAUUAGUUGGAGUUUGUCGCCCUGAAAGGAAACCAUUUGACAGGUUCAUUCCAUCAGCAAUCAAGAAACUUUGCACUGUUUUUGAUGUUAAGAGAAGAGAGAUUUUUUGUCCAGUUUAUCAGGGCUAUUAUCUGUCUCUAUUAGACAACAGAGUCAGGAAUUACAAAAUGGAGGAAAUGUUAACGACCUUGAUAAAAUCGAUAAUGGUGGAGAUAUCCUCCAAGGCUUUCAUUUACUUCCAUUCCUUCUGUAUUGGUCCUGCUGGAGUGGGAAGACAGGACUACAAAUUCCUUCAACAGCAGAGCUCUUCGUUCCAAAGAAGGGUGUCAAAUUUCAUGGCCAAAAUUGGUGUCCAUGAUUCGGAUGCUCACAUCAUUGAGUUUUUAUGCGAGACUAUCAAACAACAGCUCAUUCAGGACCACUUUCAAACCAGAGCCAGUGUGUCACACAUGCCGGAAAGACCACUAGCUACUCAUAAUGACCUUUGUUGCCAAAUGAUGAAAUGUUGACAGCGAUGUCGCUUUAAGAAGUGCAAUACUUGAUUUUUAUUCACAACAUUUGCUCUUUUCAAACGUUUUUGACAUUCUAUCAUCUUUCGUCCACAAAUUAAAGUUCCACACAAAUAUGUAGAAUCUGGUGGAGACUUUGUCGAAAAUUAAAACUAUUUUUUUCAACUUAUUCGGUAAAAGGAAAUUUUUCAGAUAUUUCAUAUCAUAUUCAGCUCCUCUAAAAUAAAAUUUCUUGUAACAUACAUGACAACUUCUUUCAAAAAUGUAAAGUUAUGGGAACAACAUUGAGUCUUAACACGUAUUUAGUUUAGGCUUGUCCUUAAUUCCAGAAGUGAAAUGAUAUCGUGAUAUUUGUGUUCCGUCAGAAGCAAUUUUACUUAUUUAUCUUGUCACAUGAAACAGAAAUUAAAACUGUUUUAUUAAAGGUGA
Molecule: messenger RNA, 3345 nt
Organism: Magallana angulata
Lineage: Eukaryota; Metazoa; Mollusca; Bivalvia; Ostreida; Ostreidae
Product: guanine nucleotide exchange protein smcr8a-like
Exons: 26
Coding region: 106-2916 (936 amino acids)
Cellular component (GO): guanyl-nucleotide exchange factor complex
Molecular function (GO): GTPase activator activity
Source: RefSeq, a predicted model, not a curated record